AUGUCGGGCAAACGAGACAUCGAGGAUACAGAUGGCGAGACGCCAGAGCCGCAGACGAAACGCGCAAAGACAAACAGCUCCAAGACGCGCCAGCAUCAGCACUCGGGCAUCGAUCCGACGUGGGGGCAGAAAUAUGUCUUUUCCAGCAGCGAGAAUGCGACGACGAUUCCAGAAGGAGAGGAGUCCGAGUUUGAAGAUGACUCUGAUGCCAUGGCAUAUCUGAUGUCUGUGAGAAAACAAGCUUCUGCUAUCCCGCAUCUCCUAGUCGCACCGCCCGUCCAAAUUGGCCCACAGCUUCCUCCCGGUUUUGAUCGAGAAGACGAGUCAGAGGAAGAGGGUGAACUGGAUCAGAACACCGAUACUAUCGACGCCUUUGCUGAACCUGAGCCGAGAGGAUUUUAUGAAGACGGUGCCUACAUAGGCAUCUCAGAAGGUUGGGGAGUUGACAUUGAUCAAGAUGACGAACCUGAUGAAGAGAACCAUGAAGCUAUUCAAAAGGCUGUUAAUGAGGCGUACUUCGCCUCUAUACUGAGUCAGUACUACCGCACUCGCGAGAUACUUCACGCAGAACCACCCGGCAAUGCUGCAAGCCGACUGUCACGCUCCCAAGCCACAGAGGCCAUAUCCCUGUCGCCUUCUACCACAAAGUUAUGGACUCGUCUCCUGCAAACCACCGACCCCCAUCCUAUUCAAGUCGCACUCAUGUCGAAAGACACCGUGUUGAGGAUUAUCCGCGUAAUGAUUGGCGGCAAGUUUCUCCAAAGUGGACACAGCAUCCCCCAAAGGACGAGUCACUGGCUCUGGGCAUUGCUGGCUAGGUUGCCUGACGUGGGCGAGCUUAAUCACACGGAAAUAGGCUGGAUUCGUGACCUAGGGCGACGAGCAGUGCUUCUAGGGAGAAGCCUGGCAGAAAUGGCCGCUCUACGGGAUGAACUUGCAGAUGAUGGAUUUGGAGUCAAUGAUAAUGUCGACGCCAGCAGUAGCGACGAAGAAGUGGUGGCUGAAGCUAUCGAAGAAGGAGACGAAGAUUACGAUGCUGCUCCCGCAGGCGAAGCCACGUCAAAUGGCCCUCCAGGUACCGAAGAUGGUAUUGUAGAGCCUGUCGAUAUACCGGAAGGCGAAAACAAGAUACCCAUGCAAAAGGAUGACGAGAGUGCCGACGACGGAGAGAUUGCGCAGGCCAAUGAGAGCAGCGAAGACGAGGACGUAGAAAUGGAUAUCGCCUCCGACUCCAGCGGCGAUGAGGGUGAGAUAAUCGAACAAGCAGACGACGUCGCAGCCCUAGAAGAAGCCAAACGCAAGCUUCUGGCCAGGCUCGCCGAGAGCGAACAUGAACGUCGCGAAGAAGAGAAACGAAGAGAUGCGAGGAUGAACAUGAGAGCGACGCUCACCAUGAUCCUCACAGUCGCGGGUGAGUUCUAUGGCCAGCGAGAUCUACUCGAAUUUCGAGAGCCAUUUGUGGGUAUGUAA
Trichoderma virens Gv29-8 is the source of this 1470-nucleotide messenger RNA. RefSeq lists its product as uncharacterized. Bases 1 to 1470 code for a protein of 489 amino acids. The record is from RefSeq and is a predicted model, not a curated record. Lineage: Eukaryota; Fungi; Ascomycota; Sordariomycetes; Hypocreales; Hypocreaceae. The transcript has 2 exons. Gene Ontology annotation, biological process: spliceosomal snRNP assembly.